Messenger RNA from Diaporthe amygdali, 735 nucleotides. Its product is annotated as transferase family protein. The coding region runs from base 1 to 735 and encodes 244 amino acids. NCBI's taxonomy places the organism in Eukaryota, Fungi, Ascomycota, Sordariomycetes, Diaporthales, Diaporthaceae. The transcript has a single exon. The record is from RefSeq and is a predicted model, not a curated record.
AUGAAGCUGAGCCCUUCGACCUUCCCGCCAUGGCCGACGUGGGACCUCUCGGCCCCGGUAGACCACGUGCAGAUCCGCUUCGGAGCGGACGAGGUGGCACGCAUGAAGCAGGCCGCACAAGCCGCCCUGCCAGAUAAGCAACAGCACCAACCCAUCUCGCGGCUCGACGCCCUCCUCGCGCACAUGUGGAUCCUCAUCAACCGCGCCCGCCAGCACCAAACCACGCAGGAUCGAGUCUACCUCGACAUCACGCUCGGCCUGCGCACCCGCGUCAGCCCGCCGCUGCCCGACACCUUCGCCGGGUCGCCGAUCCUCCUGGGCCACGUGUCGCAGCGCGGGUCGGACGCGUGCUCGGCGGCGGGCCUGGGCGCCGCCGCGCUCUCGGUCCGGCGCAUGAUGUCGCUGUUCACGCCGCGGGCCGUCGCGGCGUACCUGCACGGCGCGGCGCACGAGGUCAGCCCCCAGCGGCUGUGGCAGGCUUUUCUUGGGGAGAGGCACACGCUUGUCACGUCCUGGGCGCGGGCCGGGGCGUAUGAGGUUGAUUUCUGCGGGGGUGGGGUUGAUGGUGGCACGAGGCCGGUCUAUGUCCAGGGGAAGAUGCCAAGGAUUGAUGGGGUGUUGCAGGUGAUGGAUGUGGGUGAGGAGUCGGGGGACUUUGAUGUCAGCUUGUGUCUAGAGAGGGAGGCGAUGGGGAGGUUGCUUGGGGAUGAGAUAUUGAGGAUGUACGAGGGGUGA